Homarus americanus (American lobster) is the source of this 5470-nucleotide messenger RNA. RefSeq names its product ubiquitin-protein ligase E3B-like. The record is from RefSeq and is a predicted model, not a curated record. Gene Ontology annotation, biological process: ubiquitin-dependent protein catabolic process; protein polyubiquitination. Lineage: Eukaryota; Metazoa; Arthropoda; Malacostraca; Decapoda; Nephropidae. Gene Ontology annotation, molecular function: protein binding; ubiquitin protein ligase activity.
CAGACGUUCCGCUGAGACUAAACAGUGUUACAGGUUGACAGUUGUUUGUGUACGAGUGAUCAGCUGUGGCUGGCUGCUGCUCCUCCCAGGUGGGUGAGGCCUAGGAGGCCUCCAGCUCCAUCAAGAUGUUUGGCACCAACAGUUGUAAUCGAGGAGCAUUUCUGGAGGCAACCAGAGAGGCCAGAGAAGAGCGGGCGGCGGAACGAAGACGUGACGAGGCAGCUGUUAAGGUACAGGCUGUUGUACGUGGCUGGCUUGUACGCUGCUCACUAGAUAAGAAGAUCAGGUGCUGAUGCAGAAAAUGCCACACAUAAUCCCUCACACAGAGAGAGUUCUACUCUUCAGAAAACAUGUCAAUAAUGAAAAGCUUGUUUUAGGGCUAACUGAUGCUGCCUGUGCGACUCCUCAUUCCACCCUCAUCACAGUACACCGUUCUCGCCUUGUUGAGGAUGGAUAUAGACAGCUGGCAUCUCUCUCUCCUCGAUCACUCAAGGGCAUGAUACGGGUCCGUUUCAUCAAUGAACAAGGCUUAGAUGAAGCUGGCAUUGACCAAGAUGGAGUUUUCAAAGAGUUCCUGGAGGAGACGCUUAAGAGAGUAUUUGACCCGUCCUUAAACCUGUUCCGCCUUACCAGCGAAGAGCGACUCUACCCAUCUCCUACGUCCUCCAUGACAGAAAAUCACCUCCUGUUAUUUGAGUUUACUGGACGUAUGUUGGGUAAAGCUGUGUACGAGGGUAUUGUGGUGGACUGCCCCUUUGCCUCCUUCUUUCUGAGCCAAGUGCUGGGUGAGCAGCAGUCUGCUCUCUACUCCUCCAUUGAUGAGCUGCCGUCACUUGACCCAGAGCUGUACAAGUCAAUGACAUAUAUUAAGCACUACGACGGGGAUGUAAUUGAGCUAGAUCUGACCUUUUCCUACGAUGAGGACUAUUUGGGCCAGAUUAUCACGCACGAAUUGCGGCCUGGGGGUAAGGUGGUACCUGUGACCAAUGACAACAAGAUUGUCUACAUCCACCUGAUGGCACACUUCAAGAUGCACACACAGAUCAAGGACCAGACGAAGGCCUUCAUCCGAGGCUUCCGUUCCAUCAUCAAUCCCGAAUGGCUUUCACUCUUUUCCAUCCCAGAGUUCCAGAGGUUGAUCUCUGGUGACAAUGUGGCGGUGGACCUCAAAGAUCUGCGCGAGAACACACUGUACUACGGAGGCUUCCAUGACAAGCACCGUGUCGUCUGCUGGUUGUGGGACAUUCUUGAGCGAGACUUUAAAGAGGAGGAACGAGCACUUUUUCUGAAGUUUGUGACGAGUUGCUCUAAGCCGCCACUCUUAGGAUUUACACACUUAGAACCUCCAUUUUCUAUCCGCUGUGUUGAAGUUGGAGAUGAUGAAGACACAGGUGACACCAUUGGCAGCGUCAUCCGAGGCUUCUUUGCCAUACGUAAACGUGAUCCUGUGAACCGCCUUCCUACGUCAUCCACUUGCUUUAAUCUUCUUAAACUGCCAAAUUACCAGCGGAAAAGUACUCUCAGAGACAAAUUACGUUAUGCUAUUACUAGUAAUACAGGAUUUGAGUUGUCCUAAGAUUGCUAUAAGAACUAAGUAAGAAGAAUAUUCUCUUAAAAUUUAUACUCAUUUGUAUGCAUUUUUUUGUUAUUGAAGUGUUGGGUGUUCCAGUACAGUGCAAUACCUUACAUUAUUGUACAGUACAUUAUACUGUAGUACAGUACAGUACAGUAUUGUGAAAGUGAACAUCUGCUGUAAAAGGUUUUAAUGUAUUGCCUUCCCUAUUACAGUAAAUCCUCUGUUUACACCAGGGAUACAUUACACCUGACCCUCGCUUUAUGCUAUGGCUGUGUUCUGUGACAACACAGCAUAAUGGGAAUCCACAUAUAGUGAAUAAUUAAUCUUAUGGGGAAAAUUAGAAUAUGUUCUACAACUACUAAAAGUCAACAGAAAUGCUAUAAAGGUUGUGAAAAAAUUAUAACAAUACUCUAAUGUUGGUUAGAAAUGAAGAUAAUUUAAUAUAAAACUAUAAAUUAAGACAUAUGAAGAGCAUUAGUGUUUGUGUGGAAAGUGAAAGCGUGUGUAGUGGCUGACUCACCACUCCAGCCACGUCCCAUGACGUCACAUACAGUACAGUACACACGCACACACACUGUGCCACAUUUCACAACCUUUUUUGAAGCAUUAGUGUUAUAAAUGUUGUAGAAUAAUCAUUAAAAUACUCUAAUGUGGCUUAGAAAUAAAUAUACUGUAAUAUAAUAUAAUAUAAUAUAAUAUACAGUAAUAUAAUGUAAUAUAAUAUAAUAUAAAAUAAAACUAGUGCACCAUAUCUUCUACAGAAUGCUUAAUAGGGAAUCUUUUCUGCAUAAAAUGCAUUAUGGGUAGAAAUGGGUCGCCAGUAUCAACGUAAAUUCACAUAUAGUGAAUGAGCAUAAAGCAAGGGUCCAGUGUACUGGCAAAUAUGACGUUGAGUCAAACAAAGUAAAUUUAACAUUAUUUUUACCCUUGAAUUCAUAACAAAAAAUCAACUUACAUUCCUUGGGGUCAUCUUUUGGUCAAAAUUUGAAGAAAAAAUAUAAUUUAACACCCAAAAAUAUAUUAUAAAAUGUUUUUAAUAUCUCUGCUUUAUGUUAUUCUAUCAACAGUUAACCCUCUCAUGGUCUUUCUAUGUUAGUGUCCUGUGCUGGCCCAAACCCCCCGCUUGGCCGUAUCUCACACUGAGAGCAUCCCAUCCAUAAGCAGAAUGCUAGAACAGUCCUAUCAACCACCUAAGUUCCUCCAACUAGCAUUAUGGGCUGGCAGAUGCAUCUAUAAGGGUGCAAUUUGGGUCUGAUAUCUCUACACAGUGUUUAAUAAAAUGGAAAAUGGUUCCUGUUACCAUCGCAACCUGCGUCAAAAGACCGCAAGGAGGUGAAAUUGUAAACUCUAUUUGCGGUGAAGACCGUGAGGCUUUGUCACCAGAGGGUUAACACUGAUUGCUAAGGGUUCCCUUCAGCUAAAUAGAAUCUUAUGACGUUAUCCCGAAUAAAAUCCUUAAAGUCAUUGAUAGCGCUCGGAGGGUUAAUGAAGUUACACUUUAAGUGUACAGUUUUCUCUUAUUUUAUCAACAUUAGCAUUAUCACCGGGGUAACUGAUCACUCUGCCAACAUCCACAGCUCAAUUCUCCAUCAUCACACCAUUUUUAGCUCAUCAGUUUUUACCUCUAAAUUAAUGGUUUACCUCUGGUCUUCUUUUAUGCUGGGUAUCACUGGUCAUGUACUGUACAGAGCUUUACUAAGUUUAACAAGUGAAAAAUCACAGUAAAUGUACAAGACUCAUUAAAUGGAUCUUAACCAUUUGCUGACACCACUGAUCCUGAGUCUGUAAUGGACCCAGACAGGGUAGUGUAGAGGGCACAGUUGGACCAUCGAGUGUAUCUUUGGUUUACGUAAACUUUUAAUUCAAACUACCAGUAUAGUAAUUAAACAAUUGUGUUUAAUAGGACAGGAUAAAACUUUAAUAAUACUGUACAGAAAACAAUGUGUUGGUGUUUUAUUAGUACAGUACAGUAAUUACAGAAUAUGCACAAGACCUUAUUAUUGUUAAAGAAAAUUUGAUUAAUACAGUACAGUGCAGCACUGUAUAUAUAGUGCAUACUCACCAUUACUCUACCUUGGAUGAGCUCUAGCAAAGCUAGUGAUCACUUUAUUUAUGCAAAUGUUUAUGUUUCUAUAAACAUUCAACAAGGAGAGACCAUGUAAUGUGUCUUGUUUUACUGUAGAGCGCAAGUAACUUUGGGGAUUCCUCACUUGACUGAAGGAACACUCACAUGAAGUGACUGGUAAGGUUGCACUGACUUGCAGGAUAAUAUAUAUGUUGGGGUAGAAUAAAAGGGAGGUUUGCCUGAAUGUAGCUGUCAGGCUGUUGGGCAGGUCACACUCCCAAGCAUUCCAUUUCAGCUGUUUCAAGACACUCUGGUGAAGGAAGAUCACUGACUCUUUGUACUUCAGAACCUUUAUUCCUCCAUUCUGAGUCAUUCAUCAAUAAAGAUAAAUAAGAGAGAGCCCCAGAAGAGCUUGUUGUUGACCUAGUGAGAAACAAGUUUUGAGUUCACAUACCAAAUAGUCAAUUAAAGGAAUUGCGAUGAUGCAAUGGAGAUAUUCAUUGGGGGAAACUACUGGCAUGUUAGGUGUCAAUAUCGUGUCCUUGAAGGCUUACACUGAGAGGUUUUAUAUAACCAAGUACAUUGAAGCACAUAGUAAGUGACAAUGGAAAUUCACUUUACAUAAUUGCAAGGAACAGUAAUUUUCCUUUAAAAAUGGACUCCAAGUUCUAUGAUUCUCUGCCCUCACCAAUAUUUAGCAUAGUUUCUGAGAGCACAUAUUGACUACAGUAAAACCCCGAGUACUGGACUAAUUAAGCCACAACUAUGUCGUUACUCAGGCGUCCGUAUCAGCAGGGAGGCACAACUGUUCAAAACAACAGCCAGCAUAUUACACUAACACAUCUUGGCUUAUUUAAGUUCAUAAUAAAUUUGUUCAAGUAAAAUAAUCAUACUUCUGAUAAACUUUCAGUAAACUCCAUUGUUUUAUAUUGAAAGUGUUAAUAGAUGUAGGUAAGAUUCUUGAUUCUAGAAGCUUUCAGAGCAGCAAAAAAAGAUUCUUGAAGGUUCCCGAGUCCUGACGUACGUAUGUAUGUGGCAUUGACGGCCAUGUGCAGUGUAAGAUGACGUGGAUGUGUACAGUAUACCUCGGGCAAUGAAGUGGAUACGUUCACGUAAUUCAUUUUAAUCUCAUAAACUACGUUGUCAUAGGUAGAUUUAACAGUGAGUAAAAGAAUAUAGGUUCCAGUCCUUCAUUAUUCUGUAUUAUGCAUCCCCCCAGAAAUGGACAAAAAUGCUAUAAUUAGCAGUGAAAAUAAUAUAUAGCACAUCAUAAAAUACAAUAGCAUCCUAUGGAUGAUGUCGAGAGUUGGGGGAGUUCAGACAGCCAACCGAGUUGAGAGACGUAUGGCUGUGACGUCACUUUUGGGAGAGCAUGAUAUAUCCACACAUACAUUCACCUCCCACAGAGAAUACUGGACUGGUCACACUCAUGCCCUUCAUUUAUCUUUUUUAUAGUUUUAUAUUAUAUUUCCAUUAUUUCUAAGUCACAUUAGAAUACUGAAAUGAUUUUCCCACAACUUUGCCAGUUUCAUCCCAUGAAUCAGUGGCAACAUGCAUAGCCAUCUCAAGGCCACAGCUGUUAUGUACUGUAGUGAAGAUUAUGUGGUUGGGUAUAGGGAACCACUUUCACUUUCAGUGGAGAUGAAGUGGAUCACAUUUAUGAUGUGCUUACAGUAUUCAGAGUUAUUUUUCAUUUAUUGUAGUGUAUGAAAGAAAGAACCCAUAAUUUAUAUACAGUAUAUAUUUAGAUAUACAGUAGAGUCUGCAUUUACGCGGUCAAUUGAACCCGUGGAGGUCCGCGUAAAACGAGAAACGCGUAAAUGAAAUAA